This is a messenger RNA of Heterobilharzia americana, 3380 nucleotides long. NCBI's taxonomy places the organism in Eukaryota, Metazoa, Platyhelminthes, Trematoda, Strigeidida, Schistosomatidae. The record is from the annotation of a GenBank genome assembly.
AGUAGAAAAUUACGUUACAUGUAAGCGAACCCCAUUUUUAGUAAAUCUCACCUUAACUUUUAAACCAGCACUUUAUUCAUCUGAGAUAUCUUCUGACAGAUUUGGUGGAUGUGAAACAGAAAAAACAGGAAAUCUACCCCACAUGUAUAUCAGUCUACUUAAUAAUAAGACGUUAGACCGAAUAUAGGGCCUUACACCAGUUUUGCAACAUUUUCGUUGAAUCUGGUACGAAGUUUUUGGGCCCUGUGCUUGGCCUAAGUUUUCUGCAUUAGGCCCAGUGUGUGACCCGACAUUUUUUACAAUGGGCGUACUGGUCCGCUGUUUGUCCCAAAUUAACCGUGCUUCUACGUUUAACUCCAUUAAGACUAUAUCUGGCCUCGCAUCAGAAUUAUGACCCGACGUUUUCCCAUUCGACCUGAAGAAAUUACUGAUUAUUAAACACUUGUUACAUAUAUACCGACCUAAUGAGUGCGGAAAAUACUUUGGUUUAUCAGGAAGAAAUACGAUUUUUUAUAUAUCUUUUGACAUUGGCUCAGUGGUUUUUCGCACAAGCUACACCUGUGCGAAAACACGAAUCUUUGGUGAACUGCACCACAGAAACAGUUGAAAAGUCCCAACCAAUUUGUCUUUAUCUUCCAUCUUAUUCGUUUGCUGCUUGAUGUGCUAAUAUAAGGUGCUUACACUUGAACUGCUAUGCAGUAAUGCAUAGUUUUGUGUUAAUCUCGUUUUUCUGUCUGAACUAUAUAUAUACAGUUUACAGAGUGAAGCCCUAAGCACUGUUAGAUUAUAAAUUCUGGCAGCAACAAUAAUGGUUGAUCAAAUAGAGCGAGUGAUUGUCAGGUUAGUUGUGUGCAUCUCAGUAGCUAUUGAUCUAUUCUACUGUGUCAAAAGCUCUGUUUAAUACCAUUAUGGCCGAAUAAAACUGGUCUGAUUGUCGGGGUCAUUUGAAAACAAUUGUUUGUGUACUAUGAGUUGAUUAAUGUAGACUAGAUGAGUGCUAAUCCACUUUCAUCGGAGUAGCCAGUCAGAUCUUUUUCAGCAGGCUACGAUUAAAUCUAGAGGACCCUGAAGGAAAUAAUUCAGUCGAUAGGUGUUUUGAAUGUUAUCGCAAACCAUUAUGGGUCUGGUUUUGCUUGAAGUUAUUCAUGGUUUUAGUGUAGAUAUGGAUAUUUGUAGCAGUCCAACUUGAACCAGUUAACAAGAUAUUGGCGUCCACAUGCUCUGAAUAUUAAUGACUCAAUCCUCACAAACCCGAAAUAUGUUGAACAGGUCCUGUUAGGUGUCACAAAUACCAGAAAGCGGUUGCCAUUAAGAGUUUAGCUAAUAUAGUCGCAGAAACUUCCACAAAUAAAAUCAGAUUCUAACCUAUAACUCUGAAAGUGAGAAACGCUAAAGCUCAUUGACUCCGACUUUUUAUAAGACAUGUGUUGGGUAAAAGUAUGUGAUUAUUUUUUUCAGUUUCAUAAGUAUGGUUAUUCAAAGAAGGAGCCGAACACCCCAUGAUGUUCUUAUCAGUCCCGUAGAAACACUGCCCCAAUUAAACCUACCCUACAAAGCUCUAACUGUACAAAAUAAACUGACACAAAUGAGUGACGAAGUGGAUAUCCAAGGGUGUUCAGUAUCUUGUGAGCCAUUAUCAGGUCUUCUUGAAUCCUUCUAUUAUUCCAAGGGAUACAGAUCCAGCUGUUCCUCAUAGGUUUUAGAUCUAAGUCCUCGAACAGAUUCGGUCGACCGCGUCCAAGAGAUGUGUUUUUAUUCCCUUAAGGUUCAGUGUUCUUAAGGAACUCCCACUAACAGGAAUUGUAAUGGAUGUCCUCGCUGCCUGUAUUUUCAGGUAUACCGUAUAUUAUCAGGUUCCUUCCCCCAAAGUAGGUCUCACGACUGUCACCCGAGAGUUUCUUUAUAUCCACUUACUUGAAGUGUGGGAUAUCGGGUAGCAUUCUUAUUUUUCCUUCAACCUAUAGCACGUGAGAUGCUAACAGCACAUCCUCAACAUCAUCGGAAUCCGAGAAUGCCAAACUUAAGAGCCCGGGGUUGGGUGGGGACCGUGAACGAUCCUAGAUGCAGCUAUUGGCCUAAUGUGGUUUAGCUUAAGUUUGCUGUAUAUGUUUUCCUACAGAACCCUAUCUUUGUUAUCCUGAAGGCUGUAUGGGAGGUUGAGAGCUAUCUGUCAGGUUCAUGAUAAUCGCAGAAUUUUCACCACAGCCUGUUUCAAACCUUGUUACAAUCUCAUAUGCGUAAUUACUCGAAAAGUUGAUGGAAAUCUAUGCUCAUACACCGUCUGUGUUGUUAGGGACCUCACUUAUGUCACAUCAAAUUCAUGAAUUUUCUCAAUUUUGUCACCGGAAAGACAAGAAAAGAUCUAAUGCGAAAACUAUCGAUCUCUUUCGAACGACAUGCCUCUGAAUCCUCUCCCUAUCAAUUCAAACAAAUAUGUGACUUAUUUACAGUCUAUUCAGCUGACUUAUCGAUAAAGAAGUUUUACCUCUCGAAUUUAACUUUUCUGUCCCUCAUACAGAAAUUUCCAAACUGGCGAUUGAUGCUCAGUUUGAAUAUCUUUAUGAUCAACUGAGUUCAUUUGUUCCAGCUUCUGAAAAUCAUAGCUGACUGGAAGCUAAAUUUGUCGAUAUCGCGCAUAUGUCAAUAGUUCUGAAUCCAAAAUGAGAUGCACCCUGACUUCUCGGCAUUUUAACGCAUUGAUUUAGCUUGGCACUGCAUGCAGGAGUUACUACAGUAUGAGUCAGAACAAGAUAAAUAAGUCUGGGUUGAUCAAGUAUCCAAGUACUAAGCAUUACACUAUCAUGUUGUGUAUUUUCCAGCCUAAGCAAAUAUUUUCUGUAUUCAUUUGAAAAGUUGACGUCAACUUUAGUCACAGAAAAUGAAGACGCUACAUCCUCAGAGUCGUAAGGCUGCUCAGGAAAAGAAACACUUUCAUCAUGUACAGCGUGUUGUCAAAAGACAAAAACAACGUGAUAUAAGGACGCGUAUAAUGAGUAAGUAGGAGUUAUCAAACCUUAACACACAGUUUCCAAAUUGUCAUGGUUCCGUGAUCAUUUGCCAAAUGAUUGUCGAUCUAUGAAUCAGAAUGACAUCAACAAGCUUAUUUCCAGGUACCUACAACGUGCCGGAGGAGACGUAAGCACGAAAUCAGGACCAGUAUCAGUUUCCACAGAUAUGAAUAACCUGUACAUUCAACAAGAAUCUCAAGAGUAUAUAACGUGUGGAAUCGAAAUCCCAGAUCUGUCUUCGAAACUCAAUCUAGAAAACCUCCGUGAGUGGAAUGGGGAUCCUGACAAAGUGCAUACAAUUGCUAUGACCACCGUAAGAAAAUCAAAACGAUAGCAUUUGUACAAGUAAAAAAUAUAUUAAUCUAUUAAAGC